Molecule: messenger RNA, 1683 nt
Organism: Parascedosporium putredinis
Lineage: Eukaryota; Fungi; Ascomycota; Sordariomycetes; Microascales; Microascaceae
Source: the annotation of a GenBank genome assembly
AUGGGGAAAAGAGCCCCGGCCCCGGCCGAUUCGACGGUCACCUUUGCCAGUGGGCGCGCCGAUGAGGGAAACCCUCCAGACCUCCGCAUCUUCCACUUCAAUGAUGUCUACCACAUCGACCCUCCAGCGCCGAGCCCGUUGGCGCAAUUCGGCCACCUCGCAUCGAAAUGCAAGUUUCCGUGGCUCAUCGCCAAUGUACUUGACCCUGCUUUAGGAGAAUGUGUGCCUAUUGGAAAUGCCAAAGCGACGCACAUGAUCACCUCCUCUAAUGGUAUCAAGAUCGGCCUUAUCGGACUUGGUGAGAGGGAAUGGCUAGAGACUAUUAAUGUUCUACCACCGAACCUCAUAUACAAGUCUGCCACAGAGACUGCCAAAGAGCUUAUUCCCGGCCUCAGGGAACAGGGCGCCGAGAUUAUCAUAGCCCUAACCCACAUGAGAGAACCCAACGACAACAAGCUUGCGACCAACACCAACGGAAUGAUUGAUAUCAUCCUCGGCGGACACGACCACUACUAUGCGCACAGCUUCAUCAACGGCACACAUGUUUUACGAUCUGGGAGUGAUUUCAAACAGCUUAGCUACAUUCAGGCCUGGAGGAAACCCGACCAACCAGGAAAAUGGGACUUUGAUAUCCUUCGAAGGGAUGUCGUCUCGAGCAUUCCUGAGGACCCUGCCACUCUCGCACUCGUUGAUGACCUCACAUCUAAGUUGAAGAAUAGCCUCUCCAAGCCCAUAGGAUGGACUGCGACGGCCAUCGACGCGCGAUUUACCACGGUUAGAAAAGAGGAGAGUAGCAUGGGCAACUUUGUGUGCGACAUCAUGAGGCAUCAUUACGCCGCUGACUGCGCAAUCAUGGCGGCCGGGACGAUACGAGGCGACCAGAUCUAUCCACCAGGCGCGGUUCGUGUGAAAGACAUUGUUACGUGUUUUCCUUUUGAGGAUCCUGUAGUGCUGCUGAAGGCGAAGGGCCAGGCGAUCCUUGAUGCUCUAGAGAAUGGUGUUAGCCUGUAUCCGGCUCUCGAGGGCCGAUUUCCGCAGGUAUCCAAUAUCGAAUUCACGUUUGACCCCGAGAAGCCGCCUGGAUCAAGGAUUGUCACCGCCCUCAUUGAUGGUCAGGAGAUUGACCUUGAGAGGAAAUAUUUGCUCUCGACAAGAGGCCUGCUCGUCGAGGAUGCUGGCGGAGAGGUAGAGGAGAUUGUGAGCGAGGAAAACGGAAUUUUAAUCUCCGCCAUGCUGAGGCAGUACUUCAUGGCGCUUCGAACAGUUGGGAAAUGGAGGUAUCUUGACGCGAGCCAUUGGGACAACGUCGUCAGCCGAUGUCAGACGCUCUCGGAGCACCUCAGUGACAGUUACACGAAAAAAGGUGGCAAGCUAAGAGCAAAGCUUCCGGAGACGGGCGCCUGGGGAGUGUGGCUGCAGCGUCGUGCGGGCUUCCAGGCGAAGCCAGAGAAUGACGACAGCGGGUUUGAAGACGAGGAUGAAGAUGGCGACGGGGCCGACGACGACAGGCUCGAGACUGAAGUCCUUCUAAUGAAGAAAUUCUUCGCCAAAUGGGCGGCGGUAGCUAGGGUAAAAACCUCGACGUGCGAUUCGAUGGGAUCGGAAGAGAUCAAUGUGGAUUGGACGCGGGUGAUUGCUCCUGUCUUGGAAGGGCGGAUCAAAAGGAUUGGAUCCGAAUCGUAA